GCGAGAAAUACGUCUUAUUUGACAUGAAACACCGUCAGAGGGAGAUGCUCCGGCUGGUCCCCGGGAGGAAGCCUUAUCAGGAGCUUGGAGAGAUCCUUUACACAAAUCAAACAAAACCUCACCUCUGCUCUCUAGGGCAGCUUGCACGGUUAAUCAAGCUCCAGGUUGCUCAACUUCCUGAGAGAUCUCUGUCAAACUCGAACUCAGCCAUCAUUUCAAGCCGUUGGGCCACCUGCACACCCAGGAAUGCACAGAAGGAUCACGUCAGACCUGUUUGCGUGCUGUCUGAUUCACUGGAACCAGGGAAGAAGGAAAUGGGAAUGGACCUGAGGACUCUCAGGACAGCUGUAGCUCAGGCCAGACAUCAUCUCAGUUCUGUGAAGCAAGGUGGAGAAUACUGUCAUAUACUCCGUCAGGAGUCACUGGAGAGGAAGAACCCACUGAAAAGAGCCCAGCAGGCUCAGGGCAUGAGAAAGACUGAGUUCCAGCCACCUGAAUAUUCCUGUGAUGCAGAGGAGUCAGAGGAACAAAUAAACACUCACAUUCUGACAGAAGAGGCCCACAUGAGGAAUUCAGGGAAGAAGACAAAAAAGAUGACCUGACAGUCCUUUAGCCCUAUUUAUACCAGUGUCUGGAUUCCAGUGCCCCUGGAACAAAAAAGUGAACAUCUUUUCUAACAGCUGUGUGCCAUACACUGGCUUUUGGAAGCUUUGACUCUCAAAUCCAACAGUUUGAUGCAUUCCAUAUUAACCCACUGGAAUCCAAGUUCUACAGUAAUAGAUACAUACCUACAGAAAGUCAUCACAGGUACAAGGUUAAAAGGUGUCCAUAAACAAAAAGAGACUGUUAAGAAGGUUGGACUGCGGGUCUGCCAUAUCAGCUCUUUCAUUAAAAGCAAAUCUGACUCGUGUGCUGAUACGAGGCAAAAGUUCCAGCAACAUGAAGAAGCAGCUUGUUCUUUAUGUGACACUUUAGUGAGCCUUGAGAGAACCUCCCUUGUCUACAGCCAGGUCCUUGUUUUCUUCCCUGAGCAGCUGCUGUUCCUGCACAAGGAGCUAAUCAUUCCAGCAUCCUGCAGCCUGGAAGGACAACAGCCUCUGAAACGAUUGAAGUAUUUGGGGAGAGACACAGAAAGAGUAAGACAGCUGGGCAUGAGAUGGUUUCCUGUACUGCUUGCCAGACUCACUCGGUCUGUGAGGCGUGACUGUUUUGUACGGAAAAAUCUUAAAGAAACCGGGAAAAUGUGGCGAGAAUCCCCACUUGAAAAUUCACCAGACACGUUUGUUAAGGUUCUGGCUGAGGUACACAAGUGGUGA
Empidonax traillii (willow flycatcher) is the source of this 1316-nucleotide messenger RNA. RefSeq names its product coiled-coil domain containing 60 (gene CCDC60). NCBI's taxonomy places the organism in Eukaryota, Metazoa, Chordata, Aves, Passeriformes, Tyrannidae. The record is from RefSeq and is a predicted model, not a curated record.